AUGACGUCAGCAGGCGGCGCCGGGGCCAUGGCGGCCGCGCCGGGCCCGCGGGCCGGGGCUGAGGCCGAGCAGCGGCGACGGCUGCUGCGCUCCGUGACCCGGCUGCAGGUGCGGGACCCGCCCGGGGGAACGCGGGGGCACCUCCGUGAGGGCACCCCCGGUCGGGCCCCCCGGGCUCGGGGAUGCUGCAGCCGGCGCUGCCGCCCGUGCUGGGCCGCGUUCGGUGCCGGUGCCGGUGCCCGGCUGGGUUCCAGCGGUGCCCCCGGGCCGUGCCAGGCCUGUGCCCGGGGGUUCCUGCUGCGGAGGCGGCUGCGCGGCGUGCGGGAGGAGUUCGAGGCCGCCGUGCUGGAGAUCGAGGGCGACCUGAGGCAGCUGCGCUGGAGCGGCCGCGUUCUGCUGCGGCCGCGCUUCGGCCCCGAGCUCCGGGAGCCCCGGGAGAGCGGCACCGGCAGCGGGAACAUCCCGGGAAGCGGGGCCCGAGCCCAGCCCUCUCCGGGGAAUCCCUUGGAUCCAGGCGAGGCUGCAGAGAACAAAACCAUUCCCAGAAAAACCCGGGAGAAGCCGAAUCCUCGUGGGGCAGAGCGGGCUGGGAGCUGUGGGACCAUCCCCCCCUCAGCCCCCCGGCCCCGGGGGACAACCCCAGACCCCAAAAACCCCAAAAAAAACCCAGAUUUGGGGCCAGGUGCUGCUGAAAGCCCCGAGGAGGAGGAGGAGGAGGAGCUGGGAGCCAGCCCAGGAAUCCCAGAGGAGCUGGCGGCGCUGCCCCGGGCGGAGCUGGAGUCCCUCAGGAAAGAUCUCCUGCUGGAGCUGCUGUGGGUCCAGCAGGCCGUGGCCAGCAGGAAACACUUCCUGCAGCUGAAGCAGACCCUGGGUGUCCCUGCCCCCCCCGGCAGCAUCGCCCCAUUCCUGCCCCGCUGUGCAGAGGCCCUGGAGCUGCAGCAGCCCUGAGGGGACAGGGCCAGCCCUGGUGGCACUGCAGGAAAAUGAAGGAAAUCCUUCCGUGGAUGUGAGCAGGACUGAACCCCGUCAGCCGUGGGCAGUGUCCUGCAGGGAUCCAUCCCAUCCCAUCCCAGGAGAUCCCUGCUGUGCCCGAGCUGCAGCCAGGUGGGACAUCAGGACUGUCACUCGCUGCGGGUGGAGCUGGAGCUGCAGGAAGGAGCUGUUCCCACAGAACUCUGGGGAUUCCACGUGGAGUCUGUGUUUGGGGUGGCUCUGCAGUGUCCAGGGUGUCCCAGGGGAUUUUUGGGAGCGCUGGAGUGCUGAGUGGGGAGGGAGAACCGUCCCUGAUCCUUGGCAUGAGGCUCAUUCCUGCCUUUCUGCCUCUGGGGAUUCUCUCCUGGGCCAGAGGCAGGAAAGGACCUGGUGCUUGGUCAAUUCCGUCAGCUCAGGGACACCCCAGGUUCCUCAAGGACAUCCUGGGUCCCUCAGCUCAGGGACAUCCCAGGUCCCACAGGGACACCCCAAGUCCCUCAGACAGGGACAUCCCCAUGGUGCUGUGCUUCCCCACCCUGACCCCUCUGCAGAUGUGGAUCCUUCUGCUCUGGAAUUCUUUUUAUUUUUUGAGAAUAAAAAAAUCUUUUCCUGA
Motacilla alba alba is the source of this 1585-nucleotide messenger RNA. It is a transcript of the gene IQCC, whose product is annotated as IQ motif containing C. Lineage: Eukaryota; Metazoa; Chordata; Aves; Passeriformes; Motacillidae. The transcript is spliced from 6 exons. Bases 1 to 948 code for a protein of 315 amino acids. The record is from RefSeq and is a predicted model, not a curated record.